GUGGAUGUUUAGUGGAUAAGGUGGUAUUUACCAACUUAUAUACAUGUUGUAAAAUCUGCUAAAGAUGCUGAGUGGGUACCAUCCUCUGAUACAGGCUCUCUUAGGGACACUGCUGACCUGGGGUCUAACUGCAGCUGGAGCUGCCCUAGUGUUUGUAUUACAAACUAGCAAGCAACAUCAAAGGAAGAUAUUGGAUGCUAGCCUUGGAUUUGCUGCUGGAGUGAUGCUGGCUGCGUCUUAUUGGUCCCUAUUAGCCCCUGCUAUAGAGAUGGCUAGCGAGUCUGGGAUGUAUGGAUCACUAAUCUUUCUACCCAUAGCCGUGGGGUUUGUAGCUGGAGCUGUGUUUGUGUACCUUGCCGACCUGCUCUUGCCGUUACUAGGUGUCCACUCGUCUGAUUGGUCAGUUGCAUACCACGGCGUGGAGUCAAGUGAGAAGAGACGAUGGCGGACUGAGUCAAUGAGUGACGCUGAGGAGGGAGACCCAGAUCAGCAGGGCUCGUCCCCUGUCAGAUCAGUGGCAUUCUCAGAAUCUGGAGAGCAUGUGCGAAGGAGGUUGGGCUCAAGUGGAUCAGGUGACAAGGUGACAGAGGCCGUGGGUGGUGUGGGUGUGGCUGCAGGAGUCAGCUGGAGGAGAAUACUACUCCUCAUUAUAGCCAUCACAGUACAUAACAUACCAGAGGGACUAGCUGUGGGUGUUGCGUUUGGAGCGAUAGGCAAGUCACCCUCAGCCACUCUGGACAGAGCUAGGAGUCUGACUCUGGGUAUUGGCAUUCAAAACUUCCCUGAGGGGCUGGCAGUCAGUCUGCCACUGAGAGCAGCUGGUAUGGAUGUCUGGAAGAGUUUCUGGUAUGGGCAGUUGAGUGGAAUGGUGGAGCCCUUGGCUGGUCUGUUAGGAGCUCUCUCAGUUGUGGUGGCAGAACCCCUUUUGCCGUAUGCCCUGGCGUUUGCAGCAGGGGCUAUGGUCUAUGUUGUGGCUGACGACAUUAUCCCCGAGGCACAUUCGAGUGGUAAUGGUCGUCUCUCUUCGAUAUUUGUGGUGGUGGGCUUCAUUGUGAUGAUGUCAUUAGACGUUGGUCUUGGGUGACCAUAAACAUAAAUUGAUCACUACAUACGUAGUUACUUGCUACACACAUAUUUCAUUCAGAAUUAACAAAUUCAUAUUAUCUCUUUGACAUUCACUAUACAUAAAAGUUGUAUAAAAGUUAAUGAUUCAAAAACGAA
This is a messenger RNA of Halichondria panicea, 1221 nucleotides long. Its product is annotated as zinc transporter ZIP11-like. Bases 65 to 1084 code for a protein of 339 amino acids. The record is from RefSeq and is a predicted model, not a curated record. Gene Ontology annotation, molecular function: zinc ion transmembrane transporter activity. The transcript is spliced from 10 exons. Gene Ontology annotation, biological process: zinc ion transmembrane transport. Gene Ontology annotation, cellular component: membrane. Lineage: Eukaryota; Metazoa; Porifera; Demospongiae; Suberitida; Halichondriidae.